Messenger RNA from Linnemannia hyalina, 7059 nucleotides. The record is from the annotation of a GenBank genome assembly. Lineage: Eukaryota; Fungi; Mortierellomycota; Mortierellomycetes; Mortierellales; Mortierellaceae.
AUGGCCAUGGCUACAGCAUCGCCCAUCACCCUCACGCGCCUGACCAGCGAUCUGAAAGCAAGCCUACAGAACGAAAAGGCAAGGAAUCUCGCCACCGAAGCGUUUAAGGAAUAUGUCACCCUCGCUACGAAGGAAUUGUCAGGACAGGACCUCACAAAGUCCUAUGGCGAGAUCAACAGCAUCAUAAAGAUACUCCUGCAGAGCGCCGACAGCGAAGACAAGCUAUGUGGAGUACUCGUCAUCGAAAACUUGAUUGGUAUCGAGGAUGAAGACAACACUGCACAGGAAACCCGAAUCGCCAACUAUCUGCGCCAACUCUUUCCAUCCGAUGUCCCCAUUAUGACAGUCGCGGCCAGGGCGCUUGGCAAACUGGCGCAGCAAGGUGGAGCUUACACGGCCGACUUUGUCGAGUUUGAGCUGAAGAGGGCCAUCGAAUGGCUAAGCGACAGACAGGAGGCGCGACGACACGCCAGUGUACUUGUCCUUGCCGAGUUGGCACGACACGCGAGCGUCUUUGUAUACCCCUAUGUGGGCACCAUCCUGAACCAGAUCUGGGGCACUCUGCGGGAACCCAAGCAAACGAUUCGUGAUGCAGCAGCCGACACCCUCAGCGCAGUGUUGAUUCUCAUUGCCGAUCGCGACACGCCACAAAAAUCGAGCUGGUAUACGAAGAUGCUUACCGAAGUUCAAAUCGGACUUGGACUGGCCACCACUGAAAGUAUUCAUGGGUCGCUACUCAUCAUCCGAGAACUUAUCUUGCACGCGAAUAUGUUCAUGUAUGAACGGUUCAAGGGCACCUGCGAAAUAGUCUUGCGCUUCAGGAACCAUCGCGAGGGACUCAUCAGGAGAACGGUUACAAAUCUCAUCCCAGUGCUCGCUGCUUACGACCCCUCAGAUUUUAUCGACUACUACCUGGAAAAGUCUAUGUUACACCUCCUCGACCAAGUUCAGCUGGACAAGGAGCGGAAAUAUCUCAGCGAACUCGACAGAUCAGCAGCGUUUAUUGCCAUCGGAAGGGUCGCAUUGGUUGCCAAACAGGACACAGAAGGAUAUUUGGAUGGACUCAUGCAGUGCAUCAGAGAUGGCCUGCGAGCUAAAAGCAAAAAUCGGGCAGCAACCGACGCGCCUAUUUUCAGCUGUAUCAGCAUGGUUGCUCAAGCAGUUGGUCAGGCCUUGGAAUACCAAUUACCGGAAUUGCUGGAUCUGAUGUUAUAUGCAGGACUCAGCGAGCCCAUGAGCAAGUCCCUUGCCGACAUCGCCACAUACAUCCCACAUGCGCUUCCAGGGAUUCAAGAGCGUCUUCUCAAUCUCAUCUCGAUUAUUCUCAGCGGAAAACUGUAUCGAGCACCAGGAGCGCCUCAGCCAAAGAAAGGAGCUCAAAAGCGGGGCAGCACGUAUUUCUCAGAUACACAUGAUGUCGAUACUAUCAUCUUGGCUCUCAGGACUUUGGGAUCAUUCAAUUUCUCAGGACACAUGCUGAACGAGUUUGUCCGGGAUUCUUGUGUGGCCUAUCUGGACGACGAUCAUCCAGGCGUUCGUCGAGCUGCGGCGCAUACCUGCUGUCAGUUGUUCGCGAGGGACCCUAUUAUCUAUCAAACAAGCACACAUGCAGUCCAGGUCGUCGAUGAGGUCCUUGAAAAGCUGCUUCUCGUCGGGAUUGCGGACCCGGACACAACCAUUCGACAGACGACCCUUGAAUCGCUGGACGACCGGUUCGACCGACAUCUGGCAAAGUCUGAGAACGUACGGUCGCUGUUUAUCGCUCUUAAUGACGAGUCGUUUGCGGUCCGCGAGCUGUCGCUGACGAUCAUUGGACGCCUUUCCGUAUACAACCCUGCCUACGUCAUCCCAACGCUCCGCAAAAUCUUGAUCCAAUUGCUGACGGAGAUCGAGUAUGCUGUAGUCGGACGCACUCGAGAGGAGAGUGCGCGGCUAUUGACGUUGUUGGUUACCGCUUCGGAGACCUUGAUCAAGCCUUACAUCGAAAAGAUCUUUGAUGUCCUCCUACCAAACAUUCGGGAUACCAGUCCAGGAGUGGUGUCGAGUAUUCUCCAGGUGGUUGGCGAAAUCGCGCGAGUCGGCGGUGAGUCCCUUUUACACUAUACGGACCAGCUUAUGCCUAUGUUUAUCGAGAUCCUUCAGGACCAGAGUUCGCCCACAAAGCGAACAGCGGCGUUGACAGCCCUCGGUCGCUUUGCCAGCAGCACAGGCUACGUCAUCGACCCUUACGUAAAGUAUCCGAUCCUUUUGGAUAUCUUGAUGUCCAUUUUGAAGACGGAGCAAUCGGUCAGGAUUCGUCAAGAGACGAUGAAGUUGGUCGGAAUUCUCGGAGCACUGGAUCCUUACCGCCACAAGAGACCGGACCAGGUUGAGAGGGCAGACAAUUCGGAUGUUGCAUUACUCAUGGCAGGAAUCGACCCUGCAAACGACGAAUACUAUCCAACCGUCGUCAUCAGCGCUCUCUUGAAGAUCCUAAAAGACCCCUCUUUGAGCCAGCAGUACCAACCCGCGACCCAGGCGAUCGUAAACAUCUUUCAAGCACUUCAGCUUAAGAUGGUCCCCUUUUUACCACAGAUCAUGCCGGUGUACCUGAACAUCAUGCAGUCAGGGACCCUGCACAAUCUGGACUUUUACUUUGAAAAGAUGGGUUUCCUUGUCCUAGUGGUCAAACUCCACAUUCGACCCUAUAUACCCGACCUCCUCAAGCUGAUCUUUGACAACUGGAGCCAUAUCGGACUUCAGGGACGUAUCAUCGGCUUGAUCGAGAGUAUCGCUAUCGCUCUAGAGGGCGAGUUCAAGGUGUACCUGCCAAAACUUCUUCGGUCUAUGUUGGUCGUUCUGGACACGGAUCUGUCGGAGAAACACCGUGCCUCGCUGAGGGUUCUCCAGGCGCUCGUCAAGCUCGGCUCGAACAUCGAGGAGUAUCUGCAUCUAGUUGUUCCGGUCCUCGUCAAAACAUUCGAGCGAACUGACGCCCCAAUGAAUCUCCGGAGGGCUGCUAUCAGUACAGUUGGAGCCCUCUCAAAGAGGAUCGACUUUUCGGACUAUGCCUCCAGGAUCAUCCAUCCGCUAGUCAGGACCUUGUCUGCGCCGGGACCGGAACUGUCAAAUGUGACCAUGGAUGUUCUCUGUCUGCUGGCGGUGCAGCUCGGCCAGGAUUACCUCAACUUUGUUCCCCUUGUUCAAAAGGCGCUGGUGAAAGAGCGGAUCAACCACGCUAACUACAAUCUGAUCGCCACCAAGCUUCUUCACAAAGAGCCAUUGCCAUCGGUGUCAGAAUUGGUUGGCAUGGGUGACGAUCGGUACGUAGUUUCGACAGAUGUACCACAGCCAUUGUCGGACGACAAGAAGCUCCGAGUCAACCCAGUUGCUCUCAGACGCGCAUGGGACACUCAAUCGCGCUCUACAAAAGAGGAUUGGACAGAUUGGAUCCGUCGCCUGACUCUGGAAAUGCUAAAGGAGACGUCGUCUCAUUCACUCCGAGCAUGUGCUGAAAUGGCAACUUCCUUCCCGCCACUUGCACGCGAACUCUUCAACUCGGCCUUCAUGUCUUGCUGGACUGUCCUCCCCGAGCAGUUUAAGGGCGAGUUCGCUACUGCUAUCAGGACAGCCAUGACUGCCCAAAACAUCUCUCCGGAAACCAUUCAGGUUCUCCUCAACAUGGCCGAGUACAUGGAGCACGACCACAAACCACUUCCGAUCGACAUCAAAACUCUUGGAAAGUACGCAUUCACCUGCCACGCCUAUGCCAAAGCAUUGCAUUAUCAGGAGCUGGAGUUUAUGACGGACCAUUCGACCAGCAACAUUGAGAGUCUUAUCAGCAUCAACAACCACCUUCAACAGCCUGACGCAGCAGCAGGAAUUCUUACCUAUGCGCCACCCCAUGAGCUGAAGGAGUCUUGGUACGAAAAACUGCAUCGCUGGGAAGAUGCCUUGGCCGCCUAUGAAAAGAAGCAAGCCGAGAACCCACAGGAUCCAGUGUUGACGCUGAAGCGGAUGCGUUGUUUGCACGCGCUUGGAGAGUGGGAUGCAUUGUCGUCAUUGGCGCAGGAGAAGUGGGCCCAUGCUCCUAGCGUGUUUCGAAGGGAUAUGGCACCUUUCGUUGCUGCUGGUGCAUGGGGUUUGGGACAAUGGGAUCUUUUGGAUGACUAUAUCUCGGCCAUGCAGGAGGAGUCGACGGAUCGAGCAUUCUUCAAGGCGAUCUUAUCUCUCCACCGCAACCAGAUUCCUCAGGCGCAACAGCAGAUCGAGCUCACUCGGACACUACUGGAUACGGAACUGACAGCACUUGUUAGCGAGAGUUACAGCCGAGCCUACAAUACGGUCGUGCGUGUGCAGAUGAUGGCGGAACUCGAAGAAGUUAUUGCCUACAAGCACUAUGGAGACCAACCCGAGCGUCAAUCGACAAUCCGUAAAACGUGGAUGAAACGCUUGCUGGGAUGCGAACGGAAUAUCGAGAUCUGGCAGAGGGUUAUCAAGGUCCAUGCGAUGGCGCUCACCCCGGCAGAGGACAUGGUGAUGAGGAUCAAGUUUACGAAUCUGUGCCGCAAAUCUGGACGUCUGCGACUGGCCGACCAAGCGUUGGUGUCGCUCGUAGGACCCGAGAAUUCCGAGAUGGAGUUUACAAGGAUGAUUCAAGUCACCCAUCCACAGGUUAUCUAUGCCAAGCUCAAGUGCAUGUGGGCGACUGGAAUCCGGGAGCAAACUCUCGAAUGCCUGCGACUAUUCACGGACCGCCUCGCCUCGGACUUGGGUCUGGGAUCAACAGGAACCAACGGGACAGCUUUGACGGCCGCUCGUCAUUCGGAAGGCUCAGACGAAGACUUUUCACGGUUAUUGGCCCGCUGCUACCUCAAGCAAGGUGAAUGGCAGUUCGCUCUUCAGGAUGGGUGGACCCAUGACUCCAUUGAGCAUAUCUUGAUGCCCUACCGAUACGCGAAGCACCUUGACAAGAGCUGGUACAAGGCCUGGCACACCUAUGCUUUGGCCAACUUUGACGUCAUCUCAUUCUUUGAGAAGGAGGGGCCUGCGGCUGCCGACCAAGUCCAUCCCUAUGUUGUCCCAUCGGUCACAGGAUUCUUCCGCUCGAUCGCCCUCUCUGCUGGCAACUCGCUUCAGGACACGCUCCGUCUUUUGACACUCUGGUUCAAGUUUGGCCAUAGGAAGGAGGUGAAUGAGGCCCUGGCCAAGGGCUACCCGACUGUCAGCAUCGACACCUGGCUUCAAGUCAUUCCUCAGCUGAUCGCUCGUAUUCACGCACCCAGUCCGAGUGUCCAUCGUUUGAUCCACCAACUUUUGUCGGACGUCGGAAAGGCACAUCCACAGGUUUUGGUUUACUCUUUGACGGUCGCGUCCAAGUCACCCAGCGUGUUCCGCAAGAAUGCAGCGUUGGCCAUCAUGGAGAACAUGCGCCUUCACAACCCGGUCUUGGUCGAUCAGGCCUCGAUGGUCAGUCAAGAACUGCUACGUGUCGCGAUUCUUUGGCACGAAAUGUGGGAGGAGGGUCUUGAGGAGGCGUCCACGCUAAAUGCUCAAGGUGGACGGAAUAUUGACGCGAUGCUGGAUAUCCUAGAGCCACUUCACAGGAUGAUCCUCAAGCCGCCAGAGACUAUGCACGAGGUGUCAUUCGUGAAGGCAUUCGGAGAGAAGCUGGAGAAGGCGUAUGGUUGCUGUACCAGAUUCAGGCAGGCGAGAGAUGUCAACGAGCUGAACCGCGCCUGGGAUAUAUAUUUCCAGGUCUUCCACAGCAUCAAGAAGUUGCCUCGGCUAAACACUCUGGAUCUUCCUUAUGUGUCGCCUCAGCUCCAAAACGCCCGGGACCUGGAGCUCGCUAUUCCAGGGACGUACCGAAGCGGCAAACCCGUCAUCAGGAUCUCGUCCUUCAAUCCCACUCUGACCAUCAUGGGUUCCAAGCAGAAGCCGCGUCGACUGAUGAUGAAGGGAAGCAAUGGACGCGAGUACGAGUACUUGUUGAAGGGACACGAAGAUCUUCGGCAGGAUGAGCGUGUGAUGCAACUCUUUGGACUGGUUAACACUCUCCUGGCAGGAGACCCAGAAACAUUCAAGCGCCACUUGAAUAUUACUCAGUAUGCGGUCAUUCCCCUUUCGCCUAACUCGGGAUUGAUCGGCUGGGUCCCUGACACGGAUACCCUGCACAACUUUAUUCGGGAGUACCGUGAAAGCCGCGGAUACUCGUUCUACAUCGAACACCAGCUGCUGACAGAGAUGGCGCCGGAGAAGAGCUAUGACCUUCUGACGGUGAUGCAGAAGGUGGAAAUCUUUGAGAACAUGUUGACCAAGACGGUGGAUCGGGGCGAGGACCUUUACAAAAUUUUGUGGCUCAAGAGUCGAAACUCGGAGGUUUGGUUCGAGCGCAGGACCAACUACACGAGGAGUUUGGCGGUCAUGUCGAUGGUGGGCCAUAUCCUUGGUUUGGGCGACCGACAUCCUUCGAACAUUAUGAUGGAAAAGAACACAGGACGAGUUGUGCAUAUCGAUUUUGGCGACUGUUUUGAGGUGGCGAUGCAUCGACCUCAGUUUCCUGAGAGGAUCCCGUUCCGCCUGACAAGGAUGUUAGUAAAGGCCAUGGAGGUCAGCGGUAUCGAGGGCAGCUUCAGGAACACCAGUGAGAAUGUGAUGAGGGUCUUGCGGGAGAACAAGGAGAGUGUAAUGGCGGUAUUGGAGGCCUUUGUUCACGAUCCAUUGAUUAACUGGAGGAUCUUGCAGACCAGUCCCAGACAGCAAGCGGCUGUAGCACAGAGUCGUACUACAGCUGCAGCGCAGGAGUCGUUUCCUAAGGAUCAGGGUCGCAGUCUUCGGAGACCACUUCCGAGCGAACAAGAGCUGGUCAAUGACAACUCUGAAGUGGAAAUCCAACCAGAGCAGUUGAACCAGAGGGCUGUCACCAUUCUAAACAGAGUGACCAACAAGCUGACGGGACGAGACUUUAACCCGGACCAGACAUUGGAUGUCCCUCAACAGGUUCAGAAAUUGAUCCUCCAGGCCACUUCCACAGAGAACUUGUGUCAAUGCUGGGUCGGCUACUGUGCAUUCUGGUAG